AUGGUGCUGUUGGUUUUUAUCUGCUGCGGAACGAAAGCUGUUUCUUCGUUUUACCGUUCCUGUUUGAACACCAUACCGUUGCACCUGCUGCUCUGCCAACUGCAGGAAAGUAGGAAACCAUUUUUCGUGUUAUCACUCUUUGCGAAUGCCAUCUCAACACGGUUCCAGACCAAUUAUGAUGUGCCAUCACAAAAAAAUAUUUUUUUUGCCUACCCUCACAAAAGCACAAUGGCAGUACCAGUACAAGAGGCUACGAAACGACGCACCUUCAAGAAAUUUACGUACCAGGGCGUAGACUUAGACGAUUUGAAGACGAUGCCACUAUGCGAUUUAAAGGAGCUGUUUCCCAGUUCGUUUCGCCGCCACGUAAAUCGUGGCUUUUCCGAGGAGGAACAUAUGCUGAUCAAGCAGGCAGAGAGGGGUGAGUCGGGCAUCAGAACGCAAUGCAGGAAUAUGAUGAUUCUGCCGAUUAUGGUUGGGAAUAUCAUCGGUGUUCACAACGGAUGCAAUUAUGUUGAGAUUGAUGUUAAGCCUGAGAUGAUAGGAAGACGAUUUAAGGAUUUGGUGCCCACUAAGACUUCGAAGGCGCACGGCAAACCAGGUGUGGGUGCGACAAGUUCUUCCAAGUUUGUGCCGUUGAAGUAAAAUCAUCUUUUUUAAGA
Messenger RNA from Vavraia culicis subsp. floridensis, 662 nucleotides. Its product is annotated as ribosomal protein S19. The coding region runs from base 1 to 645 and encodes 214 amino acids. Lineage: Eukaryota; Fungi; Microsporidia; Pleistophoridae. Gene Ontology annotation, biological process: ribosomal small subunit assembly; translation. The record is from RefSeq and is a predicted model, not a curated record. Gene Ontology annotation, molecular function: structural constituent of ribosome. Gene Ontology annotation, cellular component: cytosolic small ribosomal subunit; ribosome. The transcript has a single exon.